Molecule: messenger RNA, 1992 nt
Organism: Argiope bruennichi
Lineage: Eukaryota; Metazoa; Arthropoda; Arachnida; Araneae; Araneidae
Product: caseinolytic peptidase B protein homolog
Exons: 16
Coding region: 129-1949 (606 amino acids)
Biological process (GO): cellular response to heat
Cellular component (GO): cytoplasm; mitochondrion
Molecular function (GO): ATP binding; protein binding; ATP hydrolysis activity
Source: RefSeq, a predicted model, not a curated record
CAGUUUAUAGGUGGUGUAUGAUGCAAUUUCAUUGACCGAUGGAGUGGAAGUAUAACAACAACAACACUGCAUUUUAAACGAUUCGGUGCCGUAGAUGGCGAAAUACCGACAGCAAAUUUGAAUGCAAAAUGAGAAGAAUAAAUUUUUUAUUUUAUUUACCAAAUUAUAUUCGAAAUUUUUCUAAUCUUCGCUGGUAUAAUUUAACAAGCAAUAAUCGUUUAGGUGCAUUUUUAAGAACAUGUGCUCGUAAAAACUUUAUUAUUCAUACGAAUAAAUUUCCUUAUUUAAUCAAGAAUUUAGUUGUUUCAAAACAGGUGGCUUUUAAUCGUGCAGCAUAUCUUGCAUUGAUCUAUGCUUGUUGUUCUUCUACAUCCUUAGGUGAUCAGCUCCUCCGAGCUGCAAAAAUUGGAAAUGAAAAAGAAGUUCAGAGAUUAGUGAAAAGUGGAGCUGAUGUAAACCAAAGGCAUCCAUAUGGAUGGACCCCUUUGCAGGUUGCUGCUAUGAAUGGAAAUGUAAGAGUUGUUGAAGAAUUACUUAAUUUGGGAGCAGAUCCUGAUUUAGGUGAUAAUUUUUCCAGUGUGUACAGAGUUGCAAAAGAGAAGCGUGUGCAUUCCCUAGAAGUUUGGUCUGCCAGAGAAGAAGAGUUCAAUGAAAGGCUAAAUACUCGUGCAACAUUUUCAAACUGCACUGCUUUGCAUUAUGCUGUGUUAGCUGAUGAACCUCAAAUUGUUGAAGUGCUUCUAAAAAAUGGAGCAAAUCCCACCAUACGUAAUGAUAUGGGACAUACUCCGAUUGAUUAUGCUAAAGAAAAUUCUAGAAUCUCAAAGCUUUUACAGACAUACACUUCAAAGUAUAAUGAAAAACUUAAAGAACUUGAAGCAGAAGAGAGAAGAAGAUUUCCAUUAGAACAAAGAAUAAAAAAGUAUAUAGUUGGUCAAGAAGGUGCAAUUGCCAAUGUUUCAGCAGCUAUCAGAAGAAAAGAAAAUGGAUGGUAUGAUGGGGAUCACCCACUGGUAUUUCUUUUUAUGGGAUCAUCUGGCAUUGGUAAAACAGAAUUAGCCAAGCAAGUUGCUAGGUAUCUACAUAAAGAUAAAAAAGAGGGUUUUAUUAGAUUGGAUAUGUCUGAAUACCAAGAGAAACAUGAAGUUGCCAAGCUCAUUGGAUCUCCUCCUGGAUAUAUUGGCCACGAUGAUGGUGGGCAGUUAACUAAACAGUUGAAAGCUUGCCCAAAUGCUGUUGUACUAUUUGAUGAAGUUGAUAAAGCACAUCCUGAUGUCUUAACAGUUCUUUUACAAUUAUUUGAUGAGGGUCGUCUUACUGAUGGAAAAGGUAGAACUAUAGAAUGUAAAGAUGCAAUAUUUAUUAUGACUUCAAAUUUAGCAAGUGAUGAAAUCGCUAGGCAUGCAUUACAGUUAAGAGCUGAAGCCGCUGAAUUAGCUUCCCAGAGAUAUAGCAAUAAUAUUGGUGACGCAGAAAUGGUUGAAAAGGUUACUAUUUCGAAGACUUUUAAAGAAAAUGUUGUUCAUCCUAUUCUUAAGAGGCAUUUCCGGCGAGAUGAAUUUUUAGGAAGAAUUACCGAAAUAAUUUAUUUUUUGCCAUUUAGCAAAUCAGAACUUCUGAAAUUAGUUCAGAAAGAGCUUGAACAUUGGGCUGAAUUGGCCAAAAAGCGACAUAACAUUGAACUAACCUGGGACAAAAUGCUCCUUGAAACAAUUUGUGAAGGUUAUGAUGUUCACUAUGGUGCUCGCUCUAUAAAACAUGAGGUUGAAAGGCGUGUUAUCAAUCCUCUUGCUGAAGCUCACGAAAAGCAACUUUUUACCAAAGGCUCCACUGUGCAUAUAACUGUAGAAUACAAUGAGAGUGCUUUACAAGGCUCUGAUAAAUCUGCAUCUGGAAAUGUGAAAUUACAAGUGAGGACAAAAGGAAAAGCAAAAGACUAUGUAAUGUAGUUUAUUAUCCUUUGCAUUGUAAAUAAAUGUAUUUAAGAUUGAA